Drosophila santomea is the source of this 306-nucleotide messenger RNA. Its product is annotated as neuropeptide-like protein 30. The record is from RefSeq and is a predicted model, not a curated record. The coding region runs from base 1 to 306 and encodes 101 amino acids. NCBI's taxonomy places the organism in Eukaryota, Metazoa, Arthropoda, Insecta, Diptera, Drosophilidae. The transcript has 2 exons.
AUGAAGUUCCUCUCAUUGUCUUUCCUGUUGUGCUGCCUGGUAGCCGGAGCCUUGAGUGCCCCCCAAUUUGGAUAUGGAUUCGCACCAUAUGGAGGAUACGGAGGAUAUGGAGGAUUUGGGGGAAGCUAUGCCUCAGCCAGUGCCGCAGCGAGCAGCAGUGCGGGAGGAUAUCAAGGAUUCGGAUACCCAGGAUAUGGGGGAUACGGAGGAUACGGUGGAGGCUAUCAGCAGCAGUACAACCAGUUCAGCAACUACAACAACUACGGAUCUUCUGGCUACUACGGCGGUUACCCAUUCGGUAGAUGA